This is a messenger RNA of Haemorhous mexicanus (house finch), 822 nucleotides long. RefSeq names its product heat shock protein 30C-like. The record is from RefSeq and is a predicted model, not a curated record. NCBI's taxonomy places the organism in Eukaryota, Metazoa, Chordata, Aves, Passeriformes, Fringillidae. The coding region runs from base 84 to 680 and encodes 198 amino acids. The transcript has a single exon. Gene Ontology annotation, molecular function: protein folding chaperone. Gene Ontology annotation, biological process: protein refolding; response to heat.
CGCUGCUCCCCUUCCCCAGCCCAGCACGGCUCCAGCCACUGCACAGAGCAGAAGCACAGCCAGGAGCACUCCUUGGAGCAGAGAUGCUUUGCCGCCUGCACUUUAUGCCGCCCAUGUCCAGCUCGCUGUUCCCGUGGCUGGGACCCGUCCGCACCCUCUGGCCACAUCCAGGCACCCUCUUCGCCGAGCUGGAGCGGGAGAUGCGUCUGGAGAUGGAGAGGGCUCGGGAGUUCAUGAGCAGCGUGGAGCAGUACCUGAGCAGCGGGAGCAGCCCCGGCCGGCUCGGCAUCGCCUCCAGCACCAGCGCAGCGCUGCCCCAGAGCUCUGGGGACGGCUUCUCUGUCUGCCAGGACGUGAAGGACUUUGCCCCCGAGCAGCUGUCGGUGAAGGUGGUGGGCAGGAAGGUGGUGCUGGUGGGGCAGAAGGAGACGCAGAGCACAGACGAGAAGGGCUCCUUCUCCUACAAGUACGAGGUGCUGAAGCGGGAGUGGGACGUGCCCGAGGAGGUGGACGCCGAGGCGCUGACCUGCUCCCUGUCCAAGGAUGGGCAGCUCCGCAUCGAGGCCCCCAAGCUGGCACUGCCAGCUGCUCCCGAGAGGAAUGUGCCCAUCCAGAUGGGGCCGGCGGUGGCACAGCAAGCUGGCAGCGCUGAGGAGGGAGCCGAGCGGGCCAAGGCGUGAAGAGGAGCGACGGGGACCAGGCUGAGCCUGGCGACGGGGGCAGCUGCUGGCCGCUGAGCGGGACUGCGCCAUGGCCCCGGGCGUGGUGUCUGCCCAAAACAUGCGGCUUUUUUUGAUAUGUAAUAAAUAUUCCUAACUUUUA